Messenger RNA from Aspergillus neoniger CBS 115656, 1042 nucleotides. RefSeq lists its product as uncharacterized. Bases 443 to 982 code for a protein of 179 amino acids. NCBI's taxonomy places the organism in Eukaryota, Fungi, Ascomycota, Eurotiomycetes, Eurotiales, Aspergillaceae. The record is from RefSeq and is a predicted model, not a curated record. The transcript has a single exon.
ACUAGUGCCUCCUGGAAAAGCGUCGUUCGCCGCUGUUUAGGCAGCAGAUACGCUCGGACAAAGCAGUGACUAAACCGCAUGAUGAUGCAGCGUCAUGGUCUCCAUCAUCACCAUCAUGAACUAUCCAGCAAACAGCAUGUGCCGGUCGCUUAGUCGGCUGCGAACUCACUCCUGAGUGGUGUUACUCUACUUAGUUUUCCAGGUCGUUUCUUUUACCCGGUUGGUCUGUUCGCGCCGGCGCAAGGAAAAUUAUCAUCGUCAUUAUUCGACCCGAGCAACAGCUUCCACGCAGUUUGACUGCUUAGGUGGACCCUUGGGUGGUCGAUUCCGUGCCGAUGAUUCGAUAUCCGGGAAUCCGCCGUGUUCCGGAAAAAAAAUGCGCGAGUCGGCGAAAAACACUCAUGUCUCUCUAGGCUAGACUCUAGUCUAGGUAGCUAGAUUCAUGCAGUCUGUCUCUUGGUCGGUGAAAUUAAUUUCCCCUACGAGCAUCCGAAAGGAAUGGGGCCAUGUGCGUGAUGGAGACCUACUUUUUUCCGUUCUGGAGAGAGAGAGGAGGAGGAGGAGGAGGAGGAGGAGGGGAGGACCCAGAAAAGUCAGAUUGUUGCUAUCCUCGAAUGAGCCAAUCUUGGGUUUGGUUCCGACACAGGAACAGUCAACCGAGUUGGGAGGGAGCCAAUGGAAAGGCGGAGGGCCGAGGGAAGAUGACGAUUUUCGGUCGGCGCGCGAUGUUUUAGCCCCCCCGACCGCAUCCACUCGAUCUCCUCGAAAAACCGGGUCCGCCUCUCUGUUUCCCCCCACAUGCUUUUUUCCCUUUGCGCCAGAGCCCCCACCCCGUUUUUUGCCGAGAAAGACUUGUCGAUUCUUGGUCGACUCUUGUUCCUAUACCAAGGCGAAAUACGAUGAGCUUCGGUAUUUCUUCUCUGGCUUGUCGCCUUGGCGCCGAGUUUUCGCGGUCAGUGCGGGUAUACCGGAACGCCAUUGACGUAGUUGGCCCGGCAAAAGAUGGGGGACUUCACGCAGGGUUUUCCGGGGGGGUGAAGAG